UUACCAAUGAAGAGCAAGCAUAGGAAACAAAGUAACAAAUCCCAUCUGGAUCAACUUGGCCUUUGUGUCUUAUGCUGCCCUGCUGUAGAUUUCCUGUCUUGUCCUGUAGCAGGUCUAAUGGCAUCUGUCAACUAUUCCCUCAUGGUGGUUCUUUCCAGUCUCCUGGUGGCCAGUGGUUUCAGUUUCCCUGGCCUAAAACUCCUUUUACAACAUGGCGCGGCAGGAGACAAUAUGGAGGCACACAACCUUCGUGCAGAUUCUCUGCUUGUUGCCACAGGGCAGUGGGAGUGGAAGACGGUGGGAGAGGCAAGCCACAACACCCCACUGUUCCCCCGUAGGAAAAGGGCAUAUCUGGUUCUCGAAAGGUACCCUAACAGGACUGCUGUGGAGACAACGACUAGCCUGUUAGUGGAAGAUGAAACCACGGAGCCUGUCACAGGACUCGCAGCUCGCCUGAUGGAGACCGAGGAAACCUCUCAGCCAGGGCUGGCUAGAAAUGGUUCUUCCACUGAGGCCCCAGCAACAAGCAGCCCCCUCGAUGACAGUUCCACGGAAGCCACAGUUACCCACUUCAGCACGGUGGCGGACACAGCACCACGUCAUGGCCGACUGACCUCUCCCAGCCUUGUUGAGGACUUCACUGACACUACAAAUGCCGAAGAGAGCAGCCAUCUUUCUAACACCACAGAUGCAGCCCAGCCCACCUCCACAGCGCCCUCUCAGACUUUGGCGGCCACUUCGGCUAUUUCUGUAGCGCCCCUGGGCCUUGACACGAAGGCUGGCGGGAAAACAGGAAACGCCACGUCUUCUCUCUCACCGCCCCUCACCAACCCCAGACCAACCCCCACUGGCCAGUUGAGGCCUCCCCCCAAAGCACCCCCCAGAGGCUCUGACAAGUGGUUAUGGCAGUGUUUAUUGGCCAUUUCUCUCCUGGCCCUCGUGGCCGGCAUCUUCAUCAUUACGACGUUUGUUCUUGCUACCCUGCUCUGGCGCCAGAAACGGGCCUACAAGCUCAGCCGGCGCAACCAAACGGAGAUGGUGUGCAUCUCGUCCCUGCUGGCUGCCGAAGAGGCGGAGGCCUCGAGAGGACGGCUGCCCCGUGCAAAAAGGGUGAAGAUGCUGGCCGAGGACGGGUCGGAGACUGACGUGGACAACUUGACUCUAAACAGUUUCCUGCCCUAACAUGAACCCACCUCACAGGUCCCCGGCCCACUCCAGUUUUCUCUUUGCAGAACCAUCCUCAAUCUGAGCUGGGCUUUCCGGCUCAAAGCACCUCUGGGUCACACAAGUAUUAAAUCCAGGGCUGUGGAAGGAAACUUCCGAGUCUGUUCAUUACAGGAAGCCAUGAUGCGAUCAACGAUUUGCUCCCUUUCUAAAGAUUGUAUAUUUGCACACUUUCUGUCCACGUAAUUUAUUCUCGUUUUGCUAGUUAGGAUCCCCCGAAGCCGCACUCUUUCAGUGCUGGCUUCUGAAUCUUUUCCAGUGACAGUAUUUUUCCUGCUCG
This is a messenger RNA of Eublepharis macularius, 1504 nucleotides long. RefSeq names its product selectin P ligand (gene SELPLG). The record is from RefSeq and is a predicted model, not a curated record. NCBI's taxonomy places the organism in Eukaryota, Metazoa, Chordata, Lepidosauria, Squamata, Eublepharidae. The transcript is spliced from 3 exons. Gene Ontology annotation, cellular component: plasma membrane. Gene Ontology annotation, biological process: leukocyte tethering or rolling; hemopoiesis. The annotation marks the transcript as partial.